UUGCGGCGUUCUCAGUUUACGGGAUUUUAGUACCGCUAUUUAAGUGGGUUAAGCAGAGAAAGUGUGCGUUCACUUUAGAUAUCGAUGGUUAGUUGUAUGAAAAGUACAAGUCUUUUAGAACAAUUUUAAUAUUUAAAGUUAUUAAGAAAUCUCGAAAACUGUUGAGAGAUAGUACUACUCAGUCCAGAGAAUGUUAAGCAAUUGCAAGCAAACAAAAUGUCAUGAGUUUAAGCCACGAUCUGGGUGUCCAAAAAAACUAAGUGAAAGAGAAGAGCCCAAUAUAACCACUCUUCUGAAAUGUAAUCCACGACUGACAAUACAGUACGAAAAGUUCUGAAAAGAUCCGGAUUUCGUGGCAGAGUGGACGUAGAAAGCCCUACAUAUCGAGAGUAAAUCGACUUAAGAGGAUGGCCUUUGCAAAAGAGCACUUAAACAAGUCUCCAGUUUGGAAAAGCGUUAUAUUUUCAUAUGAGAUUUUCAAAAUGCAAGGAAAACCAAUGCAAAUUAUAAGCAAUAGCAGAGAAAAUGAUUCCUCUAGCAUUCUGCAAUUAAAUGAAGAUGAAUUAAAUGAGAUGUUAAUGGACGAAAAAAUCAAAGAUCGCGUAGUGUCUGUGAUUUCAGUAGCCGGAGCUUUUCGCAAAGGGAAAAGCUUUCUUUUGGAUUUCUUUCUACGUUACAUGUAUGCCAAAUACGUUUAUAAUAACUUGGAUGAUAACGAUUGGCUCGGCGAUGACAAUGAACCACUACGAGGAUUUUCAUGGCGAGGCGGUUCGCAACGCGAUACCAUUGGGAUUUUAAUAUGGUCUGAGAUCUUCCUAUAUGACUCUCCAGAUGGAGAAAAAGUUGCAAUAAUUUUAAUGGACACGCAGGGCACUUUCGAUUGUGACAGUACCAUGAAGGAUUGUGCCAAUAUAUUUGCACUAAGCACAAUGAUAUCUUCAGUUCAAAUUUUCAAUAUUCAAUUUAAUAUACAAAAGGACGAUCUACAGCAUUUACAGUUAUUUACCGAGUAUGCUCGUAUUGCUAUGGAUAAUACGGGAAGGAAACCGUUUCAAAAGUUACAAUUUUUAAUACGCGACUGGACCCAUAAAAGUGAAGCCCCGUUCGGUGCGCUCGGUGGUAAACAAAUACUUCAACAAAAAUUAUUUUCGAAAGACAGGAGAUUGAAGGAGAAUGAAGAACUAUGUGAGAAUGUGAAAACUAGUUUCAACGAAAUUGAUUGUUAUUUAAUGCCACAUCCUGGUUUUGCUAUCGAAGAACCGGAUUUUUGCGGUUGUUUAAAAGAUCUUCGAAGCGAGUUCAAGGACAAUUUACGCGACUUGAUUCCCUUAAUUUUGGCCCCGGAAAAUUUAAUCAUUAAAGAAAUAAAUGGACGGAAGCUAAAAGUCGCUGAUCUUUCAAAAUACAUUAGUUUAUAUUUUGAACUAUUCAACAGCAAGGAGUUUCCAGAGCCUACAACAAUUUUUAAGGCUACUGCAGAGGCCAAUAAUCAAAUUCAUGCCAGAAACGCCGAAGAAUCAUAUGAGAAAAAAAUGGUGGACUUAAUCAGUCCCGAAAACCCAUAUAUGCCGGAAGAAGAACUGAUCAAAAAGCAUGAGGAAUAUGAAAUGGAAUCUAUUUCGCAAUAUACGGAAACGCCAUCAAUUGGCAAAGAACAUGUUGUGAAGAAAUAUUGCAUAAACAUAAAAAAGUCUAUUUCGUCGAGACUUCCACAAUUUAUCAAGAUCAACAAAGCUAAAUUGUAUAUUGCCGAACUCAAUUAUUUAAACGAUAUGCAUAGAUGCAUUCAAGAUUUUGAGAAUCUUAUGGAUGAUUUGCUUACAGGAAAUGAAUAUACUCCUCCAAAUGAGUUCAAUAGCAAAAUGGAAGAUGUAAAAUUGAAUAUACUACAACAGUUUGAUUCGUAUCGAUCGAACAGUACUGAGGAAAUACAUAGACAGAUUCGUGAUCAACUUGAAGAGGCUGUUGAAAAACUUUGCAUUAAAUGCAAACAACAAAAUGAUAUUAAAUGGCAAACCUUACAACUACAAUUGUCUCAGUUAAAAAGGAAUUAUGAAGACCUAAUGAAGGAUGCUUGCGAAAAUGUAUUAACAGAUAAUACUCUUCUAUCUAAACACAAAGAGUGUAAAAUGAAAGUUCUUGAAGUGUUUGAAGGCUUACCAACUAAGGGUUAUUCGGAAAAUUAUAUGAACGAAAUGCGUCAAAAGCUUGUUGGAGAAAUUGAAGAACUUUGGGAAUAUUAUAGAUCACGAAAUGAAAUACAUAUGCUUUAUUUCGAGCAAAAAUGCCAAUCGAUGAAGAUAAAAGCAAAAAAAAUUAUAUUGAAAUCCCUUGAGGAACUCGGCGUGUUUAAUUCAGUUGAUGACGUUCACCGUAAUUUCAAUAUAGCUUUAGCUAAAGCUGAGUCCCAGUAUGAACAUUUAAAAGAAAACCCAUAUCACCAAGAAAUAUAUGAAAAAUAUCGGUCGGAAUUGAUGGACGAAGCUGAAGGCGAAUGCAGUUCGUACAUAAAAAGAGCAAAAAUUGUGCAAAAAAUAAAAGAAUUGGACAUAGGUUUUUUACGAAUGUUUGGUAUAGAUAUCAGCUAAGUUCAUUCACCAAUCUUACAUUAAAGGAGAAGUUUUUAUUAUAUAUGUUUAUGUAUAAAAUGCGAAAAAAACUAUUUUAAUAAACUUUAUACUUCCUUAUGCAUACAUAA
Bactrocera oleae (olive fruit fly) is the source of this 2698-nucleotide messenger RNA. Lineage: Eukaryota; Metazoa; Arthropoda; Insecta; Diptera; Tephritidae. The record is from RefSeq and is a predicted model, not a curated record.